AGCUCAGUUUUGAGAGUUGGACCGCCUGGCCUGGCCUGGCCUGGCCUGGAGGAGCGGAGCGGAAGAGAUUCGUCUCGUAGUCGUCGAUUGGAAUUGGAUCCCCUCUAACUCUACUCUACCUACGGCUCUCCUCUCCCUCACUCACGAGCCAGGCCCAUCCCAUCCAAUCCAAUCCAUCUCCAUCCUCGCUCGAUCCAUCCACGCCCACAACCCCCGGAGCCGGUGCCGGAGCCCGCAAGCGACGGGGUCACGGAUCGCCACCGCCGCGGCUGCCCGUUUCUUCUCGUCACCUCCGUAGCCUCAAACCCUACCAUCCCUAGCAAGCAAGAGCAGAUUUCAGGGUCGGGUGCUUGGAAAUGGGGGUUGUCUGACAGGGAUUCUUCCCUCGCUCCCUCCCAAUUCUCCUUCUUCCUCACCCCCUUGUCGAGGGAGGCAGAUAAAUGUUUGGGGACAUGGCCGCCGCCGCCGACUCCGGCAUGGCCAUGCCCUUCUACCCGCUUCAGGACCAGGAGGGAGAGCUCACCACCGAUCCCCACCACCACAUGCUCUGCUUCAUGGGGAGCUCCAACUCUCACCCCGUUCCUCAUCCCAAUCCCGCUCUCAUGCCUAGACCACCACCACCUCCUCCUGCUCCUGCGAGCACCAGCAAUGCCACCCUCUUGCCUCCUCCUGUCCCCAACCCUUCCUCCUCACUUCCAUCCCCUCCAAAGUACAAGUUCGUCACUGGUUCGCCUGCCGAUUGGUGCGCCGAUGAGAUCGCAACAUUGAAUCAGGGCCUCAUCAGGUACGCCCAUGAACCUAGUAUUAUGAAGUACGUCAAGAUUGCUGCUAUGCUGCCCACUAAAACCAUUAGGGAUGUUGCACUAAGAUGCGUCUGGACUCCUGGCAAAGAAAGUAGUAGGAGGAAACCUGAUGGAUAUCAUGCAGGGACAAACAUGACAUACUCGAAGAAUAAAAUGGCUGCAUCUACCUCGGUAACUAAUAUUCCGAUGCCGCUUCCAAACAAUGUGUUCCCAUUUUCAAUAUCACUGCAUCAUCCAAGUCAAAAUAACUUGGUCUCUGUGGAAGUCCCCAUUUUAGAUAGUGCAACUCAGCUUCUGGAGGAAAAUAAUCAGCUACUCAGUCAGAUUGCUGCAAAUAUCAGGACCCUUAAGACGGAGGAGAACGGGGAUCUAUUCCUGCACGCAAAUAACAAUAUAAGAGCAAUUUCAGAACGAAUGAGGGAGACACUAGGUAUCAUGGAUCAUAUGCCUUCCUUGCCCGUACAUGUAAAUGAAGAGCACCUAAGUUCACUUGUUCAUUUGCACAGAGGGGUAAGACCACAGCCUUGGUGAUUAUAUUGCUGACAGAAGCACAUUCUGGCAAUAAAGCCAGAUACGUUGGAUGAGAUUGGGAGCUGAGGGGAAGCAAAGAUGCAAUAGGUGAUUUGGUCUAUAAAUGGCAUGAAGAACAACACAUCUUGGGCUUGCAUUGCAGGAUAAGGUGAUGAUAUGUCAUAUGUUACGGUGAGCAAGGUGAAGCAGAACAAGUAAUGCCAGGCUUGAUUCUGUUGUUGGGACGAUCUUUUGAUUGGAAAGUUUUAAUUGCUGGGAAGGGGAAGGGGAACUCUAGUAUAGUGAUUGGGGUGCAUUUAUGAUUUUGUGAGGAACAUGCUCAUCCUUCACUUGGGGGCUCGAAGAAGAUAGAGGUAGGCCCAACCAAGGAGAAAAUAGUAGUACUAGUACUAGUAUAUGAGAUUAGAGUAGGCUUAGGCUAGGCCUGAUUGAGUCUCCCUCGUGUAAAUACAGUAUAGGAGACACCACAAUGGAUGGAUGAUGUUUCGGUUGCCUGGAAUAUUGAUUAAUUUGAUGAUAAUACUAGAGGAAGUUCUUUUUCUAAUA
Molecule: messenger RNA, 1880 nt
Organism: Sorghum bicolor (sorghum)
Lineage: Eukaryota; Viridiplantae; Streptophyta; Magnoliopsida; Poales; Poaceae
Exons: 8
Coding region: 441-1334 (297 amino acids)
Source: RefSeq, a predicted model, not a curated record